GGAGGAACGAGGUAACGGGGCCGGAGAGGAGCAAAGAACAUCCGGACCUGGUUAAAGGGAGUGGAGAGCAAAUAAAGUUCCAACUGAAACAUAAAGGAGCAAAGGACUAAAGAGCAGAAGCUACACAGGCACAGUCCAGAGAUUCCAGUACUGGGGCCCAGACUGACACCCUGACUGCAGUAUGAAUCCAGCAGCGAUGGAAGAACUGACAAAGGGAAUGGAGAAUUUCCAGGUUACUAUGGGCCAUAUCGAGGGGGUCCCACUGCCAGUCACUACCUGUGACAUGUGGGACACUAUAUACAAUUUCCAGGCCCGGAAGGACGACAUCCUCAUUGCUACCUACCCCAAAGCAGGGACAACGUGGAUGCAGGAGAUCGUGGAUCUGAUAUUACAAGAGGGAGACGUUCAGAAGAGCAUGAGGGCCCCGUGUUAUAUCAAAGUGCCCUUCAUAGACCUGGUACCACCAAAGCCCAUGCCACCAGGUGUGGCGUUGGCACAAACCAUGAACUCUCCUCGUAUCCUAAAAACUCACUUACCAAUUAACCUGCUGCCCCCCUCUUUUUGGGAGAAAAAUACCAAGGUUGUCUAUGUUGCCAGAAAUGCCAAGGACUGUAUGGUUUCUUAUUAUUACUUUCAUAAGAUGAAUAAAUUUUUGCCGGACUCUGGAACCUGGGAUAACUUCUUCUCAGAAUUCCUGUCUGGAGAUGUGCCAUGGGGGAGUUGGUUUGACAACGUACUUGGAUGGUGGAAAGCUGUAGACAAACAUCAGAUACUUUUUAUCUUCUAUGAGGACAUGAUUCAGGACCCAAUGCGUGAGAUUAAGAAGGUCAUGAAGUUCCUGGGUAAGGACUUAUCUGAUGAAGUUCUGGAGAAGAUCAAGUAUCACACUUCCUUCCAGGCAAUGAAGGAGAACCCUAUGACAAAUAACAGCACCGUUCCCAAAACUAUCAUGGACCAAACCAUAUCUCCUUUUAUAAGAAAAGGGACUGUGGGGGAUUGGAAAACCCAUUUCUCGGUGGCACAGAACAUUAUCUUUGAUGAGGAAUACAAGAAGAAGAUGGAAGGCAGUGGGUUAAACUUCCGCACUGAACUCUGAUAGAGAAUGAGAUCUAAGGACUGACUGGAGAUUCCCUUCAUCAUCUUCACACUGGGGACAACCUGUGCCCACAAGAUUGUACAGAGGAGCAAGAGGCACAUGAAGCUCAAUAACAGAUUUUCCUAUUAUUUCCCUUUCUUGGUGGAACUUUUGUGCCUCUGUACAGGACAUAAGGAACCAGUUCAAGUAUAUAUCUGUCUAUUGUGCCUUAAAUAAAUGAUGUCUAAAAGC
Messenger RNA from Xenopus laevis (African clawed frog), 1327 nucleotides. RefSeq names its product sulfotransferase family, cytosolic, 1C, member 1 L homeolog (gene sult1c1.L). NCBI's taxonomy places the organism in Eukaryota, Metazoa, Chordata, Amphibia, Anura, Pipidae. Gene Ontology annotation, molecular function: sulfotransferase activity. The record is from RefSeq and is marked provisional. Gene Ontology annotation, cellular component: cytoplasm.